CUGCCCCGCCCCUCGGCUGCCGCCGCCACCGCCUUCGGAAGAUGGCGGACGGCGGGGCCGGUCCCGCGCAGCAGGAAGGGGAAGUGUCCGCGCCGGCCGGCGGCGGCCGGAGGGAUCGGCAGCCCCGGAGCGUAGGCUGCCCGCCCAGCGCCCGGGAUUUGCAGUUGGCCUUGGCAGAGUUAUAUGAAGAUGAAGCUAAAAGGCAGUCAUUGUGUCCUGACAAACCAACAGCUACAAAGAUCAGUAACACAAAAGUAUCACACAGUCUUAAAAUUGAUUCUCUUAGAAGGUUGAGAAAACCAGAGAGAAGCAUGAGCGAUGACAAAGAAAACCAAAGAUUUUAUUCAGGUGACUCAGAAUACAGAGGAUUACAGAUUUCUGGGGCUUCUAAUAAUCCAAGUAAAAUUGUUGCUGAACUCUUCAAGGAAGCAAAAGAACAUGGAGCUGUCCCAUUAGAUGAAGCCUCAAGAGCAUCUGGUGACUUAAGUAAAGCUAAGUCAUUUUCUGGUGGUGGAUAUAGAUUGGGUGACUCAUCACAAAAGCACUCUGAAUAUAUAUAUGGAGAAAAUCAGGAUGUUCAAAUUUUGCUGAAACUAUGGAGGAAUGGCUUCAGUUUAGAUGAUGGGGAGUUGAGAUCCUAUUCAGACCCAACAAAUGCUCAGUUUCUUGAGUCUGUUAAAAGAGGGGAAAUUCCUGUGGAACUGCAGCGACUUGUUCAUGGUGGCCAGGUUAAUUUGGAUAUGGAAGACCACCAAGAACAGGAAUAUGUGAAGCCUAGACUGCGAUUCAAAGCUUUCAGUGGUGAAGGGCAAAAACUUGGAAGCCUUACACCUGAAAUAGUCAGCACACCUUCUUCACCAGAGGAGGAGGAGAAAUCCAUUCUCAGUGCACCUGUUCUGAUCGAUGAUUCCAUGCCAGCAACUAAAAUUCAAAUUAGAUUAGCAGAUGGAAGCCGAUUAAUACAAAGAUUUAAUCAAACACACAGGAUUAAGGAUAUUCGAGAUUUCAUUAUCCAGUCCCGUCCAGCAUUUGCAACAACUGAUUUUGUUCUUGUGACUACCUUUCCAAAUAAAGAGCUUACAGAUGAAAGCCUGACACUACAAGAAGCAGAUAUACUUAACACUGUGAUUCUUCAGCAAUUAAAGUAAUCUUACAGUUGUUGGUAUGAAAUAGGGACUGUGCUGUCUUGUCAUACAAUACGUUUCCAACAGAUGAAAAAAAGGAGAGAGCAGUGUCUUUUUAUUACCCCACUUCCAUGCAUCAGAUUUUUGGGUUUCAUGUCUUCCAGCUAUAGCAUAUCUAGCUUUUUUGUUUGAAUUUCUCAACAUUGUUCAGCCUUUUUUCAGUGUUAAAAUUAAGCUUCCCUAUGUUAGUUUGUUUCAAACACAUCUUGUACUAAAUGUGAAAUGAGGUAUGACUUUAUGACUCUUCAUUAUUUUGAGAGGGGUGAGGGGAGAAGCGUUUGGGGACAGUAUCUUUCAUACAGUUGGUAAGAUUUGCACUAUGGAAAUGUUUUAUGCUGCAUUGACAAACAGCCAUUUGAAAACUUAGCCUGUAGGUUAUGUUUACCUUCCAAGCUGUAUUAAUAUUAAGGUGUUCUGUUUAAUAGGUUGACAGAUAAUUAAUGCCCUAAUACAAUUUUUGUAUAUUCUGUUUGUAGUGUUUCAUGGUGCAGUAUAAUAUUUAUAUUCUAGUUUUUAUGUAAUUUUCCCCGUAUUGUUGCUCAUAUGAGUGAAUCAGUUCAGGAGAUGCAAAUCUCAGCUAUCACAGACUAUAAUAGGUUGUUGACAUUUGUAUUCCAGUUGUUCUACUUGUGGUGAAAAUAAGUAUGAACUUUUUUCUUCUUGAAGCUAGAGAAAUGGGAGAGACCACUGUCAUCUGGAGAAAUGCUGUGAUUUAGAUUUCAUGAAAGUAGGCCUGUGGUCACUUUGAAUCUGAAUAUGCAGUUGAACCCUGUGCAGCUACAUGAUUCUUCACAUGAACAGUUACUUAAAUAACUCCAAACAAAAAGACACAAAGGUGCACAAACACAGAACUUGUUUAUGCUGUCACUUGCAUGCACAAAAGUAGACAUGUUAAUUGGUCGUGUAUUUUUGACCUGGAUUUCAGGUCUUUAUAUUUGGACUUUUGGCCAAAGGCAUUUUGUAAUAUUCAAUGGGGAUUUGGUUGUGCAGCUUUCGCUAUACUUGUUUGGAAGCUGUAUAGUUAAACCCCUUAAUAUUUGAAAUUAUAUAUUUUUUCAAAUAACUUGGCCCUACACUGCAGUAUGCAGGUAGGAAUCUUAUGUUGUGGGCAAACUGGCUGCUGUGCUUUAGUAUUAUGCAGUUUUAUAGUAUUUGUGGCUUUAUAUCAGAUGAGUGGAUCACACUCUGAAGGAGGGUAAAUGGGCUGUAUCUCUUGUACCGAUAUAUGUGUUAAAAAUGCUGUUUUCACUGAUUAUUCUGAAAAUAUCAAUAUUUAUUUAUGCUAAGCUUAUAUUUGCUCAGUAUAUUUGAUUAAUCUUACAUUUUUACCUCAAAGUAGAUAUUUGACUGAGUAAAUUUUAAUUGUGCAAUUGUAUUUGAAGUAUUUGGUUUUGUAAUCUGAAUAUCUGCAUGAUUUUAAUCAUAAUUCAUUUCACGUGCUAAGUAAUUAAAGUUUUAAGCUAUAAAGAC
This is a messenger RNA of Harpia harpyja (harpy eagle), 2654 nucleotides long. RefSeq names its product UBX domain protein 2B (gene UBXN2B). The record is from RefSeq and is a predicted model, not a curated record. NCBI's taxonomy places the organism in Eukaryota, Metazoa, Chordata, Aves, Accipitriformes, Accipitridae. The transcript has 9 exons. Bases 42 to 1148 code for a protein of 368 amino acids. Gene Ontology annotation, biological process: proteasome-mediated ubiquitin-dependent protein catabolic process; nuclear membrane reassembly; Golgi organization. Gene Ontology annotation, cellular component: cytosol; nucleus. Gene Ontology annotation, molecular function: ubiquitin binding.